AUGUCCAGGAGGAAUGUGGGUUUGCCAUAUCUGGUGGACAAAAAUUGGUUUGGUCUGAUAAAGAAGACUACCGAAAAGCUAGACAGUCAAAGCAUAGACUCUUACCUUGCCGUGCUAGCAGCAAAACCAGAGUUGGCUGGUUUUGAAGGAAUUGAAUUCCCUGCAAACAUUGCCAUCACAGGCACAAUGUUCUCGGCUACCAUAGACCAAGUAUGGAAUGAAUUACAUGGAAAAGAUCCGAAAGGCACAACAUAUGACCCAAAAAGCGAAGAGAUCAUACAAGAGGAACAAAUGAAGAGGCUAUGCUUGUUUGCAGUGGGGAAAGAGCCACGAUGGGGGGAGUAUGUCAAGAAAUGGAACGAUGUUGAGAAGCUCAUCAUGAUUGUUCACUUCAACGAUCACUGGGCCACCUGUUUGGUGAAUUUCACGGACCAUGAGUUGACGAUAUAUGACUCCAAUCAGCACAAGUUCGAUGAUAUCCAUCUCGAUAUACGUCAAUGUGCUUUCUUGCCAAUCUGCAGGAUUAUACCACAGAUCCUCAAGAAGAUUGGCUAUUAUGAGAAGCGCAAUGUGGAUGGGAAAUACACAGAAUGGAUAUAUUCCUACCCAUACGAUGGAUCGAACAAUCUGAAACAACUGGAUAGCGUAAGUUGUGGGGUUCUGUUUAUUAAGUAUGUCGAGAUGAUGCUUACUGGAAAGUUCGUUGAAAAGAACAUGAGCAAGGCGGGGCUUAAAACAUUCCGUGAAAAGAUAGCAGAAAGCAUCUACAAAUUCAGCACGGAUGCAAGUACCUUUGAGCCCUUGGAAGAUGAAGAUGAACAAGAGGAUGCCGGUGAAGGCGAAGAUGACGGUGAAGGCGUUGCGGCAGCCAAUCUUCGUGAAUGAACAAUCAGUUUAUAUUUGUAAAACAAUCAGUUAGUUUAUUUUGAUUGUCAAUCAGUUUAGGCUUGAUAAAGAACUUGGUGAUCAGUUAGUUUAUUUUGAUUAUGUGAUAUAUAUGGUAUGUUUUAGUCAGAACCCUAAAGGUUUGGAUUGUCAAGUACAUAGCAGGUUUGGCACUUAUGGCACUAUUAGUGCCAGAAGUGCUUAAGGAUAUCCAAAAUAAGUGCUUGCGGAAACGCAAAAUAAAACAAAGUAAAAUGGCCCUCUUGGCACUUAUAGCACUAAUAAAGGAUAUCCCAAAAAACAUAAGUGUUUUCGGAAAUAAA
This is a messenger RNA of Salvia miltiorrhiza (redroot sage), 1208 nucleotides long. RefSeq lists its product as uncharacterized. The transcript has 3 exons. Gene Ontology annotation, molecular function: cysteine-type peptidase activity. The record is from RefSeq and is a predicted model, not a curated record. Bases 1 to 885 code for a protein of 294 amino acids. Gene Ontology annotation, biological process: proteolysis. NCBI's taxonomy places the organism in Eukaryota, Viridiplantae, Streptophyta, Magnoliopsida, Lamiales, Lamiaceae.